CCUUGCUAAGAUGCAGAGAACAGAGAAACAGGGCCCAGGGGUUUCUUCAAUCUUUGAGGAAGGGGGAAGAGUCGACUGGAGCAAGCAGCAGCUGUGUGGGUGUGCGAGAGAGAUGGCACUCGCAGGAGCAGCAGAAGCGCAAAGGAGACAAGGAGGGAGACCCCUGGGUCCACCUCCAAGAGGCCAUCCCGCUUUUCUUCGCCCUCGUUUCGAGCCCGUCGAUCGCGAAAAGACUUGCCCGUUGUUGCUUCGAGUUUUCACCAAGAUUGGGGGUCAUCAUAAUGAUGAAGAAUUUGCUGUGAGAGGCAAGGUGCCCAAGGAUGAGGUUCAAAUUUAUACCUGGAAGGAUGCUACUCUUCGUGAGUUAACCGAUCUGGUCAAAGAGGUAGCUCCAGCUGCAAGGAGAAAAAAUGCAAAACUAUCAUUUGCUUUUGUAUAUCCUGAUAAAAAUGGUCGUUUUAAAGUGAAGGAGGUGGGGAUGGCCUAUUCAUUUGGAAACGGAAGACUGGAUGACAGCAAGACAUUGACUGGACUUCACUUUCAGAUUGGAGAUUACUUGGAUGUGGCUAUUCUGUAGAGAAGCUCUCCCCUUUGGAUGCAUUUUUCCGGGUGCUUGUAGUCAGGUUGUCUUGGGAGGUCUUUUAACAUUGUUUACGUGAUUUUUUACCUGAGUUCAUGUCUCCUCGUGCAUAGACAAGUUAGCUAGUGUCUAAUUAGCAUAAUGUGGACGUAGAUAUGUAGCAGCUGUCUAGGUUUUUUUGCUAAAUAAACUUUCAUAUAACAUCGGAACAUAACAACAUACAUAUCAUGGUGGGGUUAGAGACCUCCCACUUGAUGAGGUGUUUGGGUAUUACUUUUA
Messenger RNA from Carya illinoinensis, 859 nucleotides. Its product is annotated as histone deacetylase complex subunit SAP18-like. Gene Ontology annotation, molecular function: transcription factor binding; transcription corepressor activity. The transcript is spliced from 6 exons. The record is from RefSeq and is a predicted model, not a curated record. Gene Ontology annotation, biological process: negative regulation of DNA-templated transcription. Lineage: Eukaryota; Viridiplantae; Streptophyta; Magnoliopsida; Fagales; Juglandaceae. Bases 11 to 577 code for a protein of 188 amino acids. Gene Ontology annotation, cellular component: nucleus.